CGUAAAGGCACCAGGAGCAGCCGCAGUGUCUUCCUGUGAUUAUCGGAAAUGAGUUGAGGAACAUGGAAACGCUUCUGAGGACAGAAAGUGAAAGCUGAUGGUGGUGCAGCAGAGAUGGUGUGGCUACCAUGACUGCUCUCAUCUGGAUGCUCACAUGGCUGCUUCAGGUCCUGCCAGCUGUGAGUGAACUCCCCCAGCCUGUCAACCUGGAUCUGACAUCAGUCCAUUUCAGUCAUAUGCUGAAAUGGGAGCCUGGACCAGGGACCCCCCCAGGAGUCUACUACCAUGUCUCAGUUAACACAGAAAGGGGAACUUCCUAUGUACCUGUGUCUGGGUGUGAGCGUGUCCAGCACCCUCUGGUUUGCAACCUUACAGAGGCCUGCUCCAAACCAGAACAGGUCUACAUCAUCAAUGUUACAGCACUGCUGGACUCGCAGGCUUCAAAAGCAGUCCAGAGACGAUUUAAACCCAUCAGAGACACUCAGCUGGACCUGCCGCUGCUGACUGUGACUCCCUGUGGCAGCGGCCUCUGUGUGGACCUCCAGCCUCCCUUGGAACACCUUAGGAAGAGCUAUGAGGCUCUGCAGUACAAACUCAAGAUCACGAGCCACAGUGGGGACAAAGCCCAGUUUAUGGACACAAAUCUGGGAACAAAGAAUGUGACGGAUCUGGCCCGUGGCAGACAGUACUGCGUUGCAGUCUGCUUCUCAGACAGCCUGGAGCCCAGGGUGUCUAACUACAGCCAAGGCGUGUGUGCUGUCACCCCUGCCAUCUUUACUGCAGACCAGCUGAUCUCAGCCGUGUUGUGCUUGUUGGUGAUGUCUGCUGUGGUUGUUGUGGCCCUGCUGAUCAGUACCGGUUUCAUCUGUCUAAUGGGGAGGCCUCUGCCACUGGUCCUGACUUCCGUCCAUCACAUAGAAGAAGUUCUGGUGGUAGCAUACCGCAGCACGUCCCUGUCCUCUCUCCUGAAUCUUAAAGCAAAAGCGCCCUCUUCAGGUGAAAAGAGGAGCCACGAGACGCUAUCAGACCAGAGUGAUGGUGAGAGUGUGACGGAGACCCCAGGUGGGAGCAGAGGAGGAGAUUAUAAACUGCGAGUGGGCAUUAACCUUCUCUCUUCUUCCUCUUCCUCUUCAUCUUCAUCAACUCUGUCAGACCAUUUAACUUCUGAGCUUGAACCGCCGCCAAGCUUCCACACAAGCCAGACAUCAGACUUCUUCAAUCCCCAGCCUGAACCCCUGACUUUAACAGAGACACAUUCCAAUGCUGGUCUGAGCCCACACCCCCCCUCAGCCCCCUGUCCUCCUGCAGACACAGACAGUUAUACUGUAGAAAGAACUGAGCCAAAUGAGGAUGAGGAGGUAAACCUCCUCACAUUAACCUUCGGCAGGCAUGAAGAGGAGGUGGAAGAGAAAGCCCUUCUUGACAUGGCAGAGGUGGAGCCAGAGUCUUCCUCUGCUUCCUCCGUUUGUGAGGUGAUUUACAACUCCACUCCAGUCCUGCCCUCACAAAUGUGGGACACAGAGGAAGUUCCCAUAGAAACGGUUUCCUGCUCUGUCAGUGAAGAGGAAGAGGAGGAGGAAGAGCACUCUGGAUAUAUGGGGCGUCCGUGUACAGAUGUCUUACAGAACUCAUUAUCCAAGUCUAUGAGUUAAGAUAAUCAAAAGAUAUAUAAAAAAGCCUUCUUUCAGUAAUCCAGCUAAUGGGGAUUUACAACUGGGUUAAGAUUUUAAUUCUAUUUCUUUAAUUAUUAUUUUGAUCUUAUUGCCCUGUUGGCAGCUUAUAUGCUACAGGUCAGUGUUCUGUCCCUCCCACAGCUGCCUCAGGAGAACAUCCUGCUCUACACAGCUGUCAUUGGCUGCUCUGCAGACUAAUCUUGUCUUGUCUGGUCUCUCUGUGACGGCCCUGUCCCAUCGAAGCCAUCCCACCACGUUAAUUUCCACAGGGAGAGAUUGUCACUUUUACUCUUGGGUGUUCUUUUCAUUCAGCUCACCCAUAAACAGAGCAGAGCAGGCCUUAAUGAUUCUAAUAGAGGCUCAGGAUAAAAAUACACUGCUCUCUGGUCUUCCAUGAGGCCCAUUAUUUUCCUCUCUACAUACUUUGCCAUUACCUUCGACAUGCACUGAAAACUGAAUUUGUGAAAAUAGCAUAAGAAAAAUAGUUUUUGCCAAUGUGGUCCACAUGAGUACUGUAGUGUUUUUAAAAAUGCGUUAUGUAUGUGAUGAAAUAAUUUUCUAAUUAAUUAACUCUGAAGUUGUUUUCUAAGCAAAAAGGCCAAAUAUUUGCUGCUUAAAAUUUCUCAGAUAUGAGGACUUGCUGCUUGCAGACAGUUGUGGCAGGCAUUUUUCACCGUUCUCUAAGUCGCAGUCCUUGUUGUUUUAGUGAGAUGGUAAAAAUUAUCACCUACCACAUAUUUACAGUUUUUUAUUUGGUAACUGUCACACAUUUCAGCACAAGGUCAUUGUUGUUAAACAUCGCGACCAAGCAGUGAAUUAGUUCUUCUUCAUGCAUUUCUGUAGAAACCCUCAGCUGUUACCUGGUAAUCCUGUUUAUCCUGUAAUAAAAGUAUUAUUGCAAUUUACAGUAAGCAACCAACUUUAUUGUGAUUGUGAUAUUGUGUGAUUGUGACAUUUUUCUAUUUUUAUACUCACUGUAAAAUCUUGCCAUUUAUAUACUGUCAGACUAUUGUAAGACCUCAUGUCACUCUGUUCACCAAUUAAUAAAGUUAGAAUUCUUGAUCAAGUCA
This is a messenger RNA of Micropterus salmoides (largemouth bass), 2743 nucleotides long. RefSeq lists its product as uncharacterized. Bases 129 to 1652 code for a protein of 507 amino acids. The record is from RefSeq and is a predicted model, not a curated record. The transcript is spliced from 8 exons. Gene Ontology annotation, molecular function: protein binding. Lineage: Eukaryota; Metazoa; Chordata; Actinopteri; Centrarchiformes; Centrarchidae.